AUGGCCGAGAAACAUGAGACUCCUGGCGCAAUUCACGACAUUAAGGCCGAAAAUGGCCUUCCACCUCGCUACUUCUGCUCCAGCUUCUUUGCCUUGCCGGCUCCGCUCCUGGCCAUCAUCAACCAGAACAUUGGCCCUAGCGCCGACAUCUCCUAG
Molecule: messenger RNA, 156 nt
Organism: Aspergillus costaricaensis CBS 115574
Lineage: Eukaryota; Fungi; Ascomycota; Eurotiomycetes; Eurotiales; Aspergillaceae
Exons: 2
Coding region: 1-156 (51 amino acids)
Source: RefSeq, a predicted model, not a curated record